CUCAUUCCAGUUUUUUGGUAUGGAAAACAGGCCACGUGGUCUCGACGAUGCCCGCAUUUUUGCACUGCUCAAAGACCUGUGGGGGAUUUAUGAGGGUUCUUUGAUCUUUGAUCUGCCGACUCCCGUGCGUGUUCCGUCUGGAGAGGGCGCUGGAGGCUCUGAUGCUGCGUGCGGCGUUGUCAGUUCGAUAGAGCUGCGCGGCCUGGAAAGCUAUGAUGAUUUCAAUGCCCAUGUCGUUGUCAGAGUGGGGGACGAGGCGCGAAUGGAAUAUGUGUUCAAGGCGACCAUGCUCCACACGCGUCAGCGACUGGUAAGGGGUGGAACACACAGGGGGAACACAUCAUGUCGUCGAAUGUUUGCUCAUACAGGAGCUGCAGACGGAGGUCAUGACCUUGCUCAAUGCAGCUGGUCUUCCGUGCCCAGCUGUCGUCCCUUCUGUUCACGGCAGGCACAUAGAGAGGGCCGACGGGCUCACCACUGACGGCACUGCUGCAGCAGACGAGUGCAAUGGCAAGAAACACCGGCCAACUCUGUACGAGCGAACGUGGUCGACAGUUGAUUGUUGACGUAGGGCUUAAUUGUGUGGUUUGUUUAAUCAGUGUGCGGCUACUGACAUACCUGCCGGGCAAGGUGCUGCCACUGCAGCAUCACCGAUCGCGAACCAUGCUCAUCAACCUUGGGAGGCUCGCCGGGAGAGUGUCGGCUGCACUCGAGGUGUCUGACUGGGGUCAUUUCAUUUUUCCCAGCCUGCGUGCAUGCCUGUCUAUGGAUAUAUCGUUCAGGGUUACGAGCAUCCCGCAUCCGAGUGGGAUUGGGAGUGGAAUAUCGCCACUCUGAUCGCCACGUGCAGGUCCAGCCGAGUCGACCUCCUCUAUGUGUAUAUAUUGGUUGUUUUCGGCACCAACCAUUUGCAUGUUUGUGUGUGGGUGCGUGCGCGUGUCAGGCCGCGGGUGCGGUACGAGCAGCAGGCUCAUCGGCGGGAGCUGGCUACACUAAUUCUGGCAUAUCACACAUGCACUUAAGAAGGGCACACAUACAUUCAAGAAUGCUGGUCUGUCUGUUCAGGAUGAGUUUGAGCGUGUUGUGUGCCCGCGGCUAAGCUCUCUCCGCCAGUCCGUCGCACACACCGACCUCAACGAUACCAACCUCCUGUGGGCAGGUGACACGCAUUCAUGAGACGAUUCAUGUGUGCGUGGAUCGCUGCGACGUCUGUGUGUGUGGACGCUGAUCGGUUGGUCCAUCGAUCGGUCCAUCAGGUGACGAGUGCUGCGGUGUGCUCGACUUUGGUGACGUCAUACAUACAGCCACGUGCUUCGAAGUCAGUAAUUGGAUACCAUGUGGUCGGUCACGCGUGUCACUCGUCGGUGUGUGUCACUGUCUGUGUGCAGGUGGGCAUAUGUGCGGGGUAUCACUGCAUUGCGCAACCUGACCCUUGGGAGGCUGCACUCACCAUCAUACAAAGGCAAACACGCACAGUCACACACACACACACACACACAGCCAUACACAGCAAUGCAUUCAUGGACUCUCCGUCGGGCACCUUUCGUAUGCGUUAUGGUUCGUGCGUGUGUGUGCAGUUAUGAUGAGGGUUAUCCGCUUACUGAUGACGAGAUAGAGGUCCUGCCGCUGGUGGUACAGGCCAGGUGAGAGAGAUAGACGGGAUGAACAGAGGGGUGGAAGACAGUAUGUAAUUGGAGGCAGCCAGGUAGAGGUUGGUCUAGAGGAUGAUGAUCGAUCUCUCAAAGUCCUUUAGGAGGCCGGUCUGCAGGUCGGCUGUUGACUUGAAGGAACAAUGUACCAUCAGAUAAACUGCUGACCAAACAGACCAGCCAGACAGCAGAGACAGACAGACAGACAGACAGAGAGGGAAGGAUGGAGGGGGAAGGUUUUUCACUCCUCACGCGUCAUUUUCAUCGCUUUGUGUGCUGUCCAUUUCAGGAUUCUGAUGUCGGCACUCAACUCAAUUUACUACCAGGUGUGGAUGAUGAAGACAAUGAGCUAGACUACAUGCGAACGACAUCGGAUGUGUGUGUGUAUAUGCCGCCGCGCUGCUCUGGUAGACACUUGAGGUGCGCUGAAUGAGCAAACAGGCGAAUUGCUCUCAUUAUGCUGUGAUUCUUGUGUUAACAGCCCGACAAUGAGUACCUCUCACACACACACGAGGUACACAGAGAGACGACAAAUGGCCAAUCGAAGUGAACGCGUACGUCUUGCUGUGCGGUAUGUCUGUGCAGCCCGGUUGGCGUACGCUUGAGCAGCUUGGUGCGCGUCUCGAGAUUCGAGCAAGGGGGCAAGAGGUGGCUGUGGAUGAACUAAAGAGGAGGCUCAAGGCCUCACGUGUACAUCGAGGCAGCCCUGCAACUACGGUCACAGUUGAGACACCUUAUUGUGUUGUGCGCAGGGAGGGCUGACAUACAUCGGCCUGGUUUUGCGACUGGCAGGCACCACCGAGUGACAGGAUCGCUGCUGAAUAAGGCUGAAGUGACUGCUGGCGUGAUGUCGUGACGUUUCUUCCCCAUAAUAGAGAGAGGCGUAAAUGUCUGAAUGCAAACGUUCUCUCUUCGUGGCCAAGGGAUCGGCUUGUCUGUGUGCGCGUGUGCUCGUACGUACACCCAUUAUGUCAUGUGUCUCUGAUGUACUGUGGGCUCGGACAAGUGGGACCCUGCUUUUAAAUGGGAAAAAGAAUCCCGUUUAUCCGUUGCACAUAAAUGUUGGUCCG
Molecule: messenger RNA, 2719 nt
Organism: Vitrella brassicaformis
Lineage: Eukaryota; Vitrellaceae
Source: the annotation of a GenBank genome assembly